CGUGCGCCUUGAAACCAGGGUCGAGCUUUCGGGGGAAGGGCAGGGGGCGGGCCUCGUCCGGGAUCUCACCACGACUGUGCGGAAGGGAGCCUGACUGGAACAUGGCGACUUGCGCUGAAAUCCUGCGGAGCGAGUUUCCCGAAAUCGACGGACAGGUCUUCGACUACGUGACGGGCGUCUUGCACAGCGGCAGCGCGGACUUCGAGUCUGUAGAUGACCUGGUGGAAGCUGUGGGGGAACUGUUGCAGGAGGUGUCCGGGGACAGCAAAGAUGACGCGAGCAUCAGAGCCGUAUGUCAGCGCAUGUACAACACUCUGCGCCUGGCUGAGCCACAGAGCCAGGGAAACAGCCAGGUGCUGCUAGAUGCCCCCAUCCAGUUGUCAAAGAUAACGGAGAACUACGACUGUGGCACCAACCUUCCAGGACUACUGAAGAGGGAACAGUCCUCGACAGUGAAUGCAAAGAAGCUAGAGAAAGCUGAGGCUCGACUAAAGGCAAAGCAGGAGAAACGCUCAGAGAAGGACACACUGAAGACCAGCAACCCUCUAGUCUUGGAAGAAGCAUCAGCCAGCCAAGCAGGCAGCAGAAAGGAGAGUCGGUUAGAAUCAUCUGGCAAGAACAAAUCCUACGAUGUGCGAAUUGAGAACUUCGAUGUGUCUUUUGGCGAUAGGGUACUGCUGGCUGGUGCGGAUGUGAACCUGGCGUGGGGUCGCCGCUAUGGCCUGGUGGGUCGGAAUGGGCUCGGAAAGACAACACUGCUGAAGAUGCUGGCCACCCGGAGCCUGCGGGUUCCAGCACAUAUUUCUCUGCUAUACGUAGAGCAGGAGGUUGUUGGAGAUGACACCCCUGCCCUGCAGAGUGUGCUGGAGAGUGACACUGUGCGAAAAGACCUCCUGCAGCGGGAGCGGGAGCUCAGUGCCCAGAUUGCUGCUGGCAGGGCUGAAGGCUCAGAAGCUGCACAGCUGGCAGAAAUCUAUGCCAAAUUAGAAGAAAUUGAGGCUGACAAGGCACCUGCCAGGGCUUCAGUCAUUCUUGCUGGACUGGGCUUUACCCCUAAAAUGCAGCAGCAGCCCACCAGGGAGUUCUCAGGUGGCUGGAGGAUGAGACUGGCCCUUGCCCGGGCCCUGUUUGCUAGGCCAGACCUUCUGCUGUUAGAUGAACCCACAAACAUGCUGGAUGUAAGGGCCAUCUUAUGGCUGGAGAAUUACUUGCAGACAUGGCCCUCCACAAUUCUGGUUGUCUCCCACGACCGAAACUUCCUGAAUGCCAUAGCCACAGACAUCAUCCAUCUGCAUAGCCAGCGGCUAGAUGGUUACCGGGGAGACUUUGAGACCUUUAUCAAGAGCAAGCAGGAGCGGCUACUGAACCAGCAGCGUGAAUAUGAGGCACAGCAGCAGUAUCGCCAGCACAUCCAGGUUUUCAUUGACCGGUUUCGCUACAAUGCCAACAGAGCCUCUCAAGUACAGAGUAAACUCAAGAUGCUGGAGAAGCUGCCAGAGCUGAAACCUGUGGACAAGGAGUUGGAAGUAGUGUUGAAGUUCCCUGAUGGGUUUGAGAAGUUCUCACCACCAAUUUUACAACUUGAUGAGGUGGAUUUCUACUAUGAACCUAAACACAUCAUCUUCAGCCGUCUCUCCGUGUCUGCUGAUCUUGAGUCCCGCAUCUGUGUGGUUGGGGAAAAUGGGGCUGGGAAGUCUACCAUGCUGAAGCUGCUUAUGGGGGACCUAACACCUAUUCGGGGUAUCAGACACGCUCACAGGAAUCUGAAGAUUGGCUAUUUCAGCCAACACCAUGUGGAACAACUGGACCUGAAUGUCAGUGCUGUGGAACUGCUGUCACGCAAGUUUCCCGGACGGCCUGAGGAGGAGUACCGUCACCAGCUGGGCCGGUAUGGCAUCUCUGGAGAACUGGCUAUGCGCCCUGUUGCCAGCUUGUCUGGGGGCCAGAAGAGCCGGGUAGCCUUUGCUCAGAUGACCAUGCUCUGCCCCAACUUCUACAUCCUGGAUGAACCCACAAACCACCUGGAUAUGGAGACAAUUGAGGCUCUGGGCCGCGCUCUCAACAGUUUCAGGGGUGGCGUGAUUCUGGUGUCCCACAAUGAGCGCUUCAUCAGACUGGUGUGCCGGGAGUUGUGGGUGUGCGAAGGAGGUGGCGUCACCCGGGUCGAGGGGGGCUUUGACCAAUACCGUGCCCUUCUCCAGGAACAGUUCCGCCGUGAGGGCUUUCUCUAGGCCCAAUAGGCUGAGGACUGCCCAGGACAUGGACUGGUCUCUCAGACCCCUGGGCCACCAUGUAGGCAACCAUCUCCAGGCCAUGAACCUCCCCUGACUUGGGGAACAGCCUUAUCCCAAAAUCUCUCCUUUUGACUGGAGCAUUCUCUCCACAAUCCAGGGAGCCCCACCUAAGGGUCUGUGAGGACUGGCCUUCUAAGUGGAAGGGGUGGGGGGGUGCCCUCUGGGGUUAUAGAUUCCCCACUGCCCCAGGUCUGACUGGGCCCCAAGUGGCUGCUGUGUAAAUUAAAUCUUCCUGCCUCAUCUCUGCUGUUCCCUGGUUGGGCUGCGGUAUGUUAAGGGGUGUGGGCUCUCUGAUUUGACAUUUUCUUAUGACACUUGUAUCAGUCACAAGGAGGAAGUUGUAUCACCAGCCUUGUCCCUGGAAGGAGACAUCAGUAAGCCACUGGGGCUGGGAGGUCACCUGCCUGACCUUGCAGUGGGCUGUGUUGUUGGAAUGAAAGGCAGUGUGUUACAUUGCUGUGGUGCUGGUCCCAAUAGUAUGGGCUCAGCCCCAGCUGAAGGGGUCUCGGAUUCUGCCAUCCCAGCCUCACUGCUUGGUAGAGUAAACUGAAUCUGUAAUCCUGUGGCUUUACACAUGGUUUGUCAACUGCUUUCUCCUGUGGUCUCUGGCCCAGGUUCACCCUAUAUCUCUGAUACAGACCUUCAGAAGGGGAUGAAGAGAAAUUGUCUUUGUCAGUGUUUUGCAUGAGUGGUUUCAUUUAUUUGUGUUCUAACCAUGUAGGAGUGGCCUAGGAAGUAAGGAAUUGAAAAUGUGGUCCAAUGGGAAUAGAGCACUUUCUUUUCAAAUUAAGCAGCCUUUAAGGGAGAGUGUUUAACAGAUAAUACGAUUAUAAAUAUUGGUUUUUGAGGGCUAGCUGCUAUAUGAAAUUGCUAUUCAGAAAACACUAACAUAGAGGCAUUGUUUUGCUCUUGAUAGUGGAGAAACCAGUCAGCAGAAGGAACUUGCUGGCUUCUUAGAGAACUAUAGUCACAAAGCUCAGCCAAGGAAUUUUAACUCAGCUGCUAAGAAUAUUAUGGUAUAGGUAGCUGGGAGAGAGUGAUGUGUUUUGGAGUAAAGGAAAAUAAAGGCAGGAAGGCUCUUGCUUUGCCCGCAGAACAAGCAGUGUUGGAUGGAUGAAGCCAGCAGUAGAGCCACUAAUCGGCCUGCCUCUGAGGAGGCAGCCUCCCUCACUCCCUUUCAGCAGCCCAGAGGAAAUGUCCUUCCAGCUGUGUCUGUGGCUGUGUGCAUUUUCACACUCUGAAGAGCCUUCUCAGAGUCUCCAUUACUUUCUGCCAACCCCAGCCCGGCAGAUGGGCCAGCUGGGAGCCAUCUGGUAUGUAAUAUGUGUUUACCUGUUUGCCAGGCUCUCAGCCCCUUCACAAUUCACAAGCUUGUGAAUCUUCAUAUGAGUUCUCCCAACUCCUUAGAGUUGGUGGGAGUACAACUAAAGGGUUCUGUGACACAGAAUCUGCUGCUUUUAGAGGUAGGUGACUUGGUACAAAGAGCUUUGGAGGUGUGUCUAAGAUCAAGUCCCAGUGUCAUUACUGGUGAUAGAAGGGGUCAUCAGAGUAAGAAAUAUUAGCUGAGUAGGAAAUCACUUAACCUUUUUGAACACCUCUUGCUUGAUUUCUUUGUAGGAUUGUAUUGAGGAUUAGCUGACAAGCACAUAAUACAAAAGCACUCACAAAGUGAUUCUUGUGUGACCGGGCUAUGAUUUGAAGGAGUAUAGUGGGAAAAGUAAAUCUCUUCUGAGUGACUCCAGAGACAGACAAAUUUAGGCUCAAAGGGAGGAAAACUUGGAAUAGUUGAGGCUGCCUUCUGAGAGUGAGUUCCCAGUCUCUGCGACUGUUCGGCCCUUCCCGGCUCUAGAGAGAGGAUCUCUUUCAGCUUGGCUUCCCAUUUCAUGUUUCUGUGAACAAUAUGGGAAGAGUCUGUAUAUAUGACAAUAUAGGCCUACACUGCAGGCGUUCAGAAAAUUGGGAUGAAUGAAUUGUAGCAGCUGAGAAAGACUAUAAUAAGUGUAGGGGGAAUUAUUGGAGGUUAGAGGAAGGGAGUUGUCAGAAAAUAAUUGUCUUGAGAGAACAUUCAGACAAUGUCAGCUCCGUUCCAGAAAGCACAGGGCAGAGAGGAGAGGAAUCUGACAUGGGAGGUUCGGAAGCCACCCUUGUUCACUACAGACUGCUCAUUGCAGCAGCCACACCUUUUGUGCUGUGGAGGGCCUAUCUGACCCCAGCCAUUGGGAAGCUGGUCCUUCCACAGCUGCAGAUGCUAAAGCUGCCCUGCUGUCAUCAGGCCUUAAAGCCGAGGAGCCAGCCAGGUUGAAAGUCCUUGGUUCACAGGAUCUGCAUUGACUUCCUGGCCUCCCUGACCUGCUGGCCUUCUCAGGCACCCUGGCUGGUCUCCAGUGGGAGACAGUGUAGAGGCGUUGUGGGUCCUUUAGUACCAGUUUACAAGGCACUCAAAGAUGCCACUCAGAAUGGUUGGUCUCAGUGUGCUAUUACUAUCUAGAGAUUUAUUGGCCAUAGCCAAAAUUUUGCAGAGUUCUUAAUGGUUUGUAGGCAAAUUUAGCAUAAAAUAGGAGAGAUGCCUUUUACCCUUGCUGCCCAUGCCCCAGCCUAGUUUGUCAUUUUUUUUUUUAAGAUUUUGUUUAUUUUUAGAGAGGGGAAGGGAGGGAGAAAGGGAGAGAAACAUCAGUGUAUGGUUGCCUCUUGUGAGCCCCCAAAUGGGGAUCUGGUCCUACAACCCAGGCAUGUACUCUGACUGGGAAUUAAACCAACAACCCCUUGGUUCACAGUCUGGCAUUCAAUCCACUGAGCCAUACCAGCCAGGGUGUAGUUGUCAUUUUAGAAUGUAGCAUUCUAGUAAAAGCCAUUCCCUAGGUCCGGGUCUAGCCCACCUACAGAUGCAAACCAAAAACAGCUUGGUCAGCAUCAGCAGCUCCCUGUUCUGCAUCAGCCUCAAAGGGGCCUACCAGGCUGGGUUCACAGCCUGGCUGAAGGGCCUCUAUGGGUCCCUGAAUCAGGAGUUAUGGACUCCCCUCAACCCCACCCCCUUCCAGGUAGGCUUCGUUGUACCUUGUGCUUCCCCCAUUAUGAGCUGCUUGCCAUUAUUAAAGUUGUAGAUCCCACUUUGCCUUGAUGGCCUAUAACGCCAGACAUGGCUUACUCACCUGUGUGUCUUCUGUGCCUGCCACAGGUGAAGAGAUCAGCAUGCAAGGUGUUUAUUGGAGUUGCUCCUGGGACCAACACCAGGAUUGAGCAGAGGGGGAAGUUUAACAGCCAUGAAGGCCUCCAUCAGCCCCACAUUCUGGAGCUGCGUAGCCCUGCAGAGUUGUCCUGAGUUGAGGCAAUGGCUCAGGCAGGCCCUUGUGUUGCUGAGUUGAUCAGUCUUUGAAUACCGGCUGCUACCAGAAAGAGAUGUGAAGUUGAGAAGAAGUUUUCAGUGGAGGCCAUUUCCCCAAAGGGGCUAGAGCAGCUGAAAAUUUUCUGCCAUCAGCACUCUCAGGAGCUAGGGCAGUAGUCCUUCACUCCUGAAAGAAGGAGGUCUGGGCAGCUCGUGACAGCAUCUACUAGAGUGCCUAGCAUGUAGACAGGUGCUCAAUAAAAUGCUUGAGAAAUAAGUGUUUUGGGGAAAUAAUUUGAGGAAAAGUGAAGAAUGAUACUGGAGAGAGCAAGAGAUAAGGCCAUAACCAAAAUGCAGUCCUAAAGGGCAUGGGGUCCACAUGGUGCAGGUGGAGACGAGGGAGGGCUCGGCAAGGAGUGGUCCAGGGAAGGACUCCUUUUUCUGGGCCUUUUUUGUUGUUAGGCCUCUCCUCAUUUCCUUUCAUGACAGUACUAAGGAAAUAAUGACAGUAAAUAUUUAUUGAGCUCUUAUUGUGUAGUAGGCAUUGUUGUAAGUCCUUUAUCUGCACUAACUCAGUCAAUCUUCACAACCCUAUUCUCACUUUAUAGAUGAAAAAACAGGAAGUUGACAUAGCAGGUGGCAGGACUAGGACUCAGGCCAGCCUGGUUCUGGAGUGCAGCUCUUAACUCCUGCUAUACUACCUGCUGCUCUGUACUAACUCCUACUGUGAUCUGCUCAAUAGUUGGAGUUUGUCCAUUCCAUCUCUUAAAACUCAUCAUCCCAUGGGGCAUGGGUGGGAGGUAGGGGGUUUGGACAGGAUUCUCUCGGGGGAGCACACUGAUGAGUAGGAGUACCUGGCAUAGGCUGAUGCACUGGGUGCUCAGUGAAGCUGUUUGUUAAAUUAAUGACUAAAAACACGUGGUAUAGUGAAAAAGUCAUGUGCUGGCAUCAGCCCAGCUCUACCACUAAUGGCAUCUUGGGCAAGUCAACCUCUCCCAAGUAAAUUAUCCUUACCCAUAAAGUGGGCAUAACACAAUUUGUCUUGCCUUCUACUUUAGGUAGUUGGGAGGGUUAAAUGAGACAAAGCCCUGUGUAAGCUAAAUAAAAUCUUAUGUAAACUGUAAAGAGCUGUGGAUCCAAAGGGUGUCAUUUCAUGGAGUGAUAGAGCAGCAGCCUGGGGCCUUCUCUGGAGACACACACUUGCACAUGUGCACACAGAUAUUCCAGGCUGUCAUCAAGAUGAUUGCCCCAGGAGGACCACCCACAGCCCGCAUCUGCAGAGCCAGGCAUCAGGAAGUGUACGUGCAGGAACACAGUGUGAGACGCCUGGCACCUGCUGAGUUGCAUGGGGUAAGGCAGAAAUCAUGCAAUUUAAGCCCAUUCUAAUAAUAUGUAUAGGUUAUGCCCUGUCAGUAAUUCUAGGUUUCUCUUUUCUUUAUGUUAAAUAAAUGGGUGGUUUGAAAGUGAUUUCUGCUUUACUGCAUAUAGAGAGGCCUUUGAAACCCUAAAUUAGAAUAAAUAUUUGUCAACCCAUGCUACAGCAUUUUUAACACAGAAAUGCUUUCUCAAAUGCUCACUUUUGGUCAUGUCUUCCGCAUAGUCUGGUGUUAAGAUGCUCCUGAUGAAUUAUUCUCAUUUUAUAGAACUGGAGCUUGAGGCAGAAUGGUGGUAGGUGUCUUGCUUAGGUUCAGAUAACUCUGCAUGCAGAGAGGGGACAAGAACCAAGGUGUCUGGGUCCCCAGGCUUCUCAGACCUCUCCAGAUCACUGUUCCCAACUUUGUUCCACAUUUAUUCAUACAGUGGGUGACAUUCUCAUGUCACACAUGCCCAUGAGUAUGCUCAGGGUCAUGUUACCGUCUGUCCUUUUAGGGAAGUACUUUGAACCUGGAAUGAGGAAAUGACUGAAUCUGAUUUAACUUGUUUUUAGCUUGUAAAUUAAGGAACCAACUGUGGCGUCAGAAAGAAAGAAAUUUGAGUCUGAAUUCUGUUAGGUAGUAUCUGUGUGAUAUUAGAGGCAAAUUAAGCCUCUUAAUGCCUCAGUGUCCAGGUCUGUAAAAUGAGAAUAAUAAUGGUCCUUACACUGUAGGGUUAUGGUGAAUAUUAAACAAGAUAAUAGAAACAAAACCCAGUAUGCUUCCUAGUAGUUCCAUAAAUGUUAACCAUUUCAGUGAUUAUUAGUAUUCAUUGCAACCUUCACUGUUUCAUUAAUUUUUAGUGAGACAGUUUGAUUCCCUGUGGUUGAAAACUAAUGUAUUUAGUCACAAUGCCUCUGCCAAAAUGACAGGUGCCCACACCUACUUUUUAAAGUCUGCCUGAUCCAAGUUGCCUAAAGGAGGGACGUGUCAAUCCACAGUGCCCAUCCCAGCACUGCCCAGAAGGGUAGCCUGGAGGCUGCUUCAAACCCCAAAGUUUCUAAUUAGAGGCUUUCCUGUGGAAAUGAAUGGGUCAAGCAGGCAUUUAGAGUGUGGUACGCUCAAAGUUCUAAUCAAAGUUCUAAUCGUGGCACUAAUCUCCUUGUUUUGAUUCCAUGUUCAUGAAGCGAUCCCUUUAGGGCCUCCCUUGGAGGUGGCCUAUUAGGGAAAAUAUGGCCAAAGCCUGAACCCUGGGCCUGGACAGGGGUAGCCACCCUGCCUGGCCCCACCACUUACUAGUUCAGUGCCCUGGACCUAGUUCUGUAAUGUCUUAAAAGUACAAUUUCCCUCUGGAUAAGAUGGGAUGCUAAUUUGCAUAAGGUUAUUGAAAGGAUUAAGAGAUACACAGGGAUGGGAGGAAUGCCUCCCAAGGAAGGUGAGUUCCUGUUAAAAACCCUAAUGUUCUGCAAAGGCUGGGGGAGGGGGGUAGGGCGGGGAGCAGUCAGGGGUAUCUGGCUUUCCCAAACGUGGUAGGAAGACGAGAUACCAUGGGGGAGAGAAGGUAAGAGAAAAGAUGCAUGUGUCCUGAGUUUGGAACACCUCAGCGAAGGAGGUAAGGGACCAGUGCCAGUUUCCCAAAGGUGGGGUGUCUAAAGGACAUUUAAGAAUGGUGGCAGUCUAUUCUUUGAUUUGAAGUUAUUUGUACUUCUGAGGUGCAAAACCCUCUUCCAGUUACAGUAUCUCAAAUCUUUAAUAAAGUCACAUACUAGUGAUUUAUGUUGCUUUUAUUUCUGCUUUUUGAAAUCAAGGAAGGGGCUGGAUCAGUGCAGUGUGGGACAGAUGAAAUAAGGAAGCAGGAGUUUUGAGCCAGAGGGCAUCCCUUGGCUGACUUGAUCAUAAGAAUGAAAAAAA
Messenger RNA from Phyllostomus discolor (pale spear-nosed bat), 8879 nucleotides. RefSeq names its product ATP binding cassette subfamily F member 3 (gene ABCF3). Gene Ontology annotation, molecular function: ATP hydrolysis activity; ATP binding. NCBI's taxonomy places the organism in Eukaryota, Metazoa, Chordata, Mammalia, Chiroptera, Phyllostomidae. Bases 102 to 2231 code for a protein of 709 amino acids. The transcript is spliced from 21 exons. The record is from RefSeq and is a predicted model, not a curated record.